This is a messenger RNA of Petromyzon marinus (sea lamprey), 5133 nucleotides long. Its product is annotated as serine/threonine-protein kinase 3-like. Gene Ontology annotation, molecular function: ATP binding; protein serine/threonine kinase activity. The record is from RefSeq and is a predicted model, not a curated record. NCBI's taxonomy places the organism in Eukaryota, Metazoa, Chordata, Hyperoartia, Petromyzontiformes, Petromyzontidae. Gene Ontology annotation, cellular component: cytoplasm. Gene Ontology annotation, biological process: signal transduction; protein tetramerization; protein phosphorylation.
GUGGGGGGGGGGGGCGUGCUGUGCUGAUGAUGGUGGCGUUGGCGGUGCUGAUGAUGAUCUCUGGGCGAUGGUGACCGCGCGCAUCGCUCUGCCGUGAAGGAGCCAGCGAGCGCUGCGUUGCAUCGUCCGCGGAGGGAGAGCAGGAGGAGAGGAGAGGAGGGGGGGCGGAGAGAUUUUCCUGUCGCCCGCCUAGUCGCUUCCCCGACGGCAUGGACACAGCGUGAGAGGAGGCGUCCACGCUGUGUUCAUUCGCCGGUGUUCCCCCUCGCGUCGUCUCUCGGCGUUCGUCGGCGUCCGUCGUCGUCGUCGUCAAACCGAGGCUCGCUGCGACGGGCGAUGGACCGCGCGCAGCGCACGAGCGGCCUCCACAAACUGAGCGACGACAGCUUGAGCAAGGAGCCCGAGGAGGUGUUCGAUGUCCUGGAGAAGCUGGGAGAGGGAUCGUAUGGGAGCGUCUACAAGGCCAUCCACAAGGAGUCGGGGCAGGUGAUGGCCAUCAAGCAGGUGCCUGUCGAGUCCGAACUACAGGAGAUCAUCAAGGAGAUCUCCAUCAUGCAGCAGUGUGACAGCCCCUACGUGGUGAAGUACUACGGGAGCUACUUCAAGGACACGGACCUGUGGAUCGUGAUGGAGUUCUGCGGGGCCGGCUCCGUCUCCGACAUCAUCCGCCUGCGGAACAAGACGCUGCGCGAGGACGAGAUCGCCACGGUGCUCAAGUCGACGCUGAAGGGCCUCGAGUACUUGCACUUCAUGCGCAAGAUCCACCGCGAUAUCAAGGCCGGCAACAUCCUGCUCAACACCGACGGUCACAGCAAACUCGCCGACUUUGGGGUCGCGGGCCAGCUCACGGACACGAUGGCUCGCAGGAACACGGUGAUCGGCACGCCGUUCUGGAUGGCGCCCGAAGUGAUCCAGGAGAUGGGCUACAACUGCCUGGCGGACGUGUGGUCGCUGGGCAUCACCGCCAUCGAGAUGGCCGAGGGGAAGCCGCCCUACGCCGACAUCCACCCCAUGCGGGCCAUCUUCAUGAUACCCACCAACCCGCCACCCACCUUCCGGCAGCUGGAACUGUGGACGGACGAAUUCGUGGAUUUCGUCCGGAAGUGCCUGGUGAAGAACCCGGAGCAGAGGUCCACGGCCACCCAGCUGCUCCAGCACCCGUUCAUCGUGGCGGCCAAACCGGUGAGCAUCUUGCGUGAGCUCAUCACCGAGGCCAUGUCUAUGAAGUCGAAACGCAACGAGCCUCUGCAAGCCGACCGGGUUGCAGACUCGGACAAUUCGGCCGAGGAAGAAGAAGAAGAAGACGAAGAAGAAGACGAAGAUGACGACGAAGACGACGUUGGCCGCACCAUGGUGCGCACGACGGUCAAGGGCGGUGGCAUGGACCCAGGGGGAGCCACUCCGGGGAAGGUGGUCGCAGGGGGGGCCACGGCCACGGCCACGGCGGCGGCUGCCGCUCGAUCGGUCGCGGAGCACGGGGCCGGGCUGCUGGGCAGCGAGCUCAACACGAUGGUGAUCAACAAGGAGGAGGAGGAGGAGGCCGCGGGGUGCCAGCCCGGCCGGAAGGGCUGCGGCCAGCACGGCCGCGAGGCCGGGCCGGAACAGACCCUGCGGCCGUGCUGUCUGCAGUACGCGGAGCGCGCCGAACCGGACGGGGACCCAGGCGGAGGCCUCAACGGCCGCGAGGGCCACUACGGCGCCGCCGACGGGUGGAGGCCCCCCCUCGACGCCUGCUUUGACUUCUUGAGGAACCUGAGCCUGGAGGAGCUGCGCAUGAGACUGGGCGCACUCGACCCCCUGAUGGAGCAGGACCUGGAGCAGCUGCGCCGACGCUACCAGGCCAAGCGGCAGCCCAUCCUGGACGCCAUCGACGGGAAAAAGCGCCGCCAACAGAACUUUUGAGCGGAGCUUGCCGGGCUGGGUGAGGUUCUCAGCCACGCGGGGCGUUGUGAUAGAGCGAUGACUUCCGACAGCCGACAACAACAAAACUCACCGAUCAGAGAUGUUGCCACCUCCCCCCCCGCCCCCAUCAAUUGUAUUUGGAAGCCAAGUAAGCACGUGGCGUUUUGCCUUUGCCCGCCACAUGUGAGUCCUUGCGGAUUGCGAAUCGAUGUUUUAAUUCGUAGCGAUGCGACUCAGUCGAACCGGCACAGCCAGCUCAAGAGUGGGUCGGGAAUUCAUCGUGAAAAUGUCGAUGAAUUGGCAUUGCAUAUAUUGGCAAUCUAGUCAUUGGAAAUCGAUGUAGUGGCAAUACUUGGAUCGAGUCGUCGUGUAAUUCCCCCCCCCCCCCACCAGCCUUUAUUUCAUUGGCUAGACAUCAGCAGGGAUCGGUGAUUGUGUCGCAGUGGGCUCGAAUUGUACCACAUUGCCCCGUCGCCCAUUCGUAAAAAAACUGAAGUUGAAACGGCGUCGAGUUUAUGUUGUUGUUGUUAUUUAUUGUUGUCGUCAUUGCGACGGCGCGUGCUGCACCGCAUGAACAACAACAACAACAUUGUCGCCCUGCUUUGUUUGCUUCGUUUAAAACGCAACAAAAGUAGCGUUGCCAGAGGCGAAGUGCGACCCCGAGCAAAACGCCGCGGUCGACGCGGCACUGGUGGGUUCAUGCUCUUUUUUUUUGUCCGACCGGUAUCGUGAUUUAAGGGCUGUUUGUUGUUCGUCAUCAUAAUCGCGGUCCGCCGACGGGCGGACCACGAGCUAAAGGAAGUUUGCACGAGGCCGUGGCCAACUUUGGAGCAGCUUUUGUGUCCGGGCGUGUCUUUUUUGUUAAGUUUGAAAAAAAAAAGUUAACCUCGCCGCGCUUGGACUGAUCGAGUUCGAGCCACGUGGUCUUGGCCAUAAUGAAUUCCUACAUGGCACGCGUUUUAUUUAUGUAUAGGACAAUGUGGAUAAGCUUACUGAUUAAACUUGAUUAAUAUGUUUAUAUACGUGAGUAACACACUCUAGAAUUUUCAGAUAUUCCUUUUUUAUGUCUGCAUAUGUUUCAAUCCAAGGCCAAUAGUUUUCCUUUCCUUGCCGAGAUCCCCUCUCCCAGACUUUCUGGAUUUGGGCCAUCCAGGAGAGAAAGUGAGGGCGUAUACGAGGCCUCAAACCUCCCUGCCAAUGUUUUACUGACGAUCAUCGACUUGGGCUGUCGUUGAUUUUAAUGGCUCUGUUAACGCAACAAGCGUGUUGCAAAAACAGAAGCAAGCGCAACAUUUGAAGCUUGCAACAGAGUUACAAAAGUUGUGCAGGAUGCACCGUUUAACUUCAGCUUUGUGGACCACAGCGGUACACAAUGUUCAGCCUGUUGGGUGAAGGUUACCCCCCAUUACUCCGGGUUAGCGAAACAAUCUGGGAGGCAUUUGAUCCCUGCAGAUCGUGGAGCAUCGAUCUGCACUCUGAAUUUGGAGGCUACUACACACUCUAGGGAGCAGGUUGCCAAACUUGGCUAGAAAAUGACUAGGACCAACUUGACAAAAAUCUGAAAAAUAAUUUUGCCGAAAUUGGUGAUCCAACCCAAAGUGUUGACAUAUCGCAAUCUACAAAAUAGUAUUUAUAUCGCAAUUUGUAAUUUUAUAAUCGGUAUAUCGUUGGUGAAAGGGGGGGGGGGGGCUCUUGGGGUUAGAGAGUGGUCUCAGAGUGGUGAACACACUGCGCUGUUAACCCGUUGAGCUGGAUUCAAUGUCCAGCCACGGGUAACACUAGUGGGCAAAUUGGUACCUGAAUCUGUGCCUCUUUCACCAACUCGCAGUGACCGGCAGGGUGACGGAUGGUUGAAGCAAACCACGUGGUUGACACGGCGUGGGGAGGCCUUCGUCCAGCAGUGGAUGGACAAAAGGGCUUGCGUAGUAUUAUAGUUGUAUCGUUGUAAAGGUGACGGAAGUGUAACGUGACCUGAGAGAAUACGUUUCUUUCAGUUUAAUACGUAGAAGGCUUUCGCGAACCAAUAUUAUCCAUAGAGGUCUGUUUGGGGCGGUUGGAUUGCAUAAUUAUAGAUGUGUCAUUAAACCCGCCACCGCCCGACAUGCCAGUUCGUUACUAGUACAGCAACACCGCUUGUGCAUUGCAGAGUAAACCCACAACAUUUACAAUUCGAGUACGACGGAGGAAGAGAAAAAACGGCAGCAUGUACAAGCACGGUGUACAUGCGUGCUGUAUGUUGGUUACCCUAUGAAUAACCCAACCGUUAAUGGAUAUCCAUUGUAAUUUAUAUGCACACAUUAACCCCUCCCCUCUGGCCUUCCCACCUGAUUGGCUCACAGGUGACGCCAUCACAUCUAUCCCUCUAUUUCGGAAGGAAACGGAAAGGAUUUCUCCGCAACUCUGGCUGCCGCCUGAUGAUGCUAGUUGCAAUUACUUACUAGCGAUACGUCGCACUCGAAUUGUCAACGUUGUGGGUUUACUCUUCAACACACCGGCGAGUGCUGUACUUGUAACGAAUUGGCACGCUUCGCUUAUGCGACAUACUACUAAUUGGCUCUGUCGGGUGGUGACGGGUUUAACGACACGUUCAUAUUUACGCGAUCUUCUUUCAACUGCCAGAAUAAAUCAGCGUAAUCUGUAACUUUACCACCGUUAAGAUAACUUUACCUUAUCGUGUUACCAAAUUAUUUAUUUAUAGAGUUCACUUUACAAAUGCGAGUAUGGUUUCAUAUGUGUACGUGUGUUAAUGCUUCCGAAUCACAUGCACUUUAAAUAUGUAUGCAGAUUUACGUGUUUGCCAAUUUAAGGAUUUGUUCUUUUUAUUAUAAUAGUCGGGCUAUCCAGUGAAACUGAAACGCUUUGAUUUGAAUGUGAAAACAGAAGUGUCAAUUUGGAGGUCACUUCAAUGCUCCUUGGAAUGAUUAAUUAGACAAUUAAUUUAUUUCUGAUUUACAACAUGGGCCUCAUAAAACAUGGCGGCCAUCACGUCCCCGUGAUUCAUCCACGCACGACACGGCUGAGCAGCACUGGCAUUUCGACAGAACACACACACACACACCCAUUAUAUACGCCUGUGACCAAGGCCACCUAGAACGCUCCUCAUAGUUCCAUUUUUUCCAUUUAUUUGGUAUAGCCCUGUGAGCCAUUCGGCUCUUGAAUCGGGUGCAACCGCAACAAACAAAAAACAAAAACAUCAACAAGAAAACAUCUUAAAGUGACUAUGGUGACUGU